Rangifer tarandus platyrhynchus (Svalbard reindeer) is the source of this 435-nucleotide messenger RNA. Lineage: Eukaryota; Metazoa; Chordata; Mammalia; Artiodactyla; Cervidae. The record is from the annotation of a GenBank genome assembly.
AUGUGUGGGUCUUUCCUGGACCGUCUGGGACCCAGAGGAGGUGGCACCUGCCCCUGGCCCUCCCUGGGGCAGAGUGUGGACUCCCAAAGUGGCUCGAAGCUCCCAGCUCAGCAUGGAGGUGGGGAGGGGGAGGUGAGGAAUAGGGGGACUGUACUGUUGAACUGGGUGCCCAGAGGGUCCUGGUGGGGCUUAGGAGACAUUGAGGUCCAGAGGGAAGCCAGGAAAAGGCGGUUUCCCCUGGGGCAGCUGGGGACAGGAGCUCAUUUGCUUAAGAAGUUUCUGGAUUUUGUUGCAGGUUUGGGUACUCUAGCACCUGGGAGGGCCCUGAGGGGUGAGAGGGAACACAUGCCCCACUGUGGGAGGACCCCUGGACGCCCAUGUGAGCCAGGAUUGGGGGGUGGGUGCUGUGUCAGGAGUCUCAGACCAUGCAGGUAG